AUGUUGGAAGAAGCUGCCAGUCAGUUCGCUGCGAAACCCGUCAUCGUUAAAGUCGGUGACCCUGCCACAGUGUUCCACGUCAAUGAGGACCUGCUGUGCGACAACUCCAAGUUCUUCAAGGCGGCGCUGAAGAAAGAGUGGCGCGAAGGUCAGACACGCAAGAUCGACUUGGCUGAGCAUGGCCCGGAAGUGUUCAAUUUGUGGCUGAAUUGGCUUCACGGACGGCGCAUCCUGAUGGACAACGACGAUGGAGAGAACGCAGUUCAGCAUUUCGACUACGGGCUGUUGAUCAAAGCUUAUCACCUGGGAGACAUGUUGCUCGAUCGUGACUUCAAGGACGCACUCUGCGAUGCCCUUGCCGUCACGAUGUCCCGUCCGGUCAAGGGAAUAGUCACCGUACCUAACGAAAUGAACAGAAAGUCGCUCUACGAGGUGACGGCUGAAGGAGCGAGGAUACGCAGACUUGUUGUGGAUCGUGUGGUCAGAUCGUCAAAUGGGCACAAUAUUUGCUCCGAAGCAGAUCACCCUGCUGCCUUCUUGCUGGACUGUGCCAGGGCCAACCUCACACAGAAUGACGAUCCCAAAGCUCGUUUAGCGACACCCGCAAAAGUGGAAGCCUGCGAAUUUCACGAGCACGGCGCUGAUGCCUGCUAUCGUACCAAAUACGCCAACAUUUCCGUCCUCUCUGUCGAGCUCGAGGUCCAUCGGCGCGGCGUCUGA
This is a messenger RNA of Fulvia fulva, 720 nucleotides long. RefSeq lists its product as uncharacterized. The coding region runs from base 1 to 720 and encodes 239 amino acids. Lineage: Eukaryota; Fungi; Ascomycota; Dothideomycetes; Mycosphaerellales; Mycosphaerellaceae. Gene Ontology annotation, molecular function: protein binding. The transcript has 2 exons. The record is from RefSeq and is a predicted model, not a curated record.